GUGCAGUUAAACACCCGCGGUUGGGAAGUCAUUUGAUUGCUCUCAUCUCCUCGAGUUUGAACAUGGUGCGGACGAAAGCGGACAGUGUCCCAGGCACCUACAGAAAAGUGGUGGCUUCGCGAGCCCCCAGGAAGGUGCUUGGUUCCUCCACUUCUGCCACUAAUUCCACAUCGCUUUCGUCAAGGAAAGUUGAAAAUAAGUAUGCAGGAGGGAAUCCAGUUUGUGUGCGCCCAACUCCCAAGUGGCAAAAAGGAAUCGGAGAAUUCUUCAGGCUGUCUCCUAAAGAUUCUGAAAAAGAGAAUCGGAUUCCUGAAGAGGCAGGAAGCAGUGGCUUAGGAAAAGCAAAAAGAAAAGCAUGUCCUUUGCCACCUGAUCACUCAGAUGACGAAAAAGAAUAGAACUUUCUUAAUCCAUCCUUGACUAAUGUCUCCUGUUUAUUAUUCUAGGAUGUAAAUUUGCAUAAAUGUAUUUGUUCCAAUUAGCUUUGUUAAACAGGCAUUUAAUUUAAAAAAAUGAGGCUUAUAUACUGUUACUCUAAAGCAAGUGAUUAUGAUAUUGGAGAAUUUGUAAGAUUAAUUAUGGUUACUUAGCUUAGUACUCAGUAUAAUGCAGUAUUUGGUUUCUUUUACCUGUUGUUAUUAAGCUUCUUGUUCUUGCUAAAAAUUAAUCAUUGCAUGGUGUUCUAAUUACAAAUCUGCUGUGUUUAAGAUUUGCUUAGAUCUUUGUACUGUUGCCAUUUUUAUUGGCAUUUGAUUAUUGGAAUGGUGCCAUAUUUUUGUUCCUUUCAUUUGCUUUAAGAAGCAGAGUUAGAUUUUUGCACAUUAAAAAAAUUCAGUAUUAAUUAAAC
This is a messenger RNA of Leptonychotes weddellii (Weddell seal), 847 nucleotides long. RefSeq names its product PCNA clamp associated factor (gene PCLAF). The record is from RefSeq and is a predicted model, not a curated record. Gene Ontology annotation, cellular component: nucleus. Lineage: Eukaryota; Metazoa; Chordata; Mammalia; Carnivora; Phocidae. Gene Ontology annotation, molecular function: chromatin binding. Gene Ontology annotation, biological process: translesion synthesis; regulation of cell cycle.